This is a messenger RNA of Colletotrichum truncatum, 666 nucleotides long. Its product is annotated as endo-beta-xylanase. NCBI's taxonomy places the organism in Eukaryota, Fungi, Ascomycota, Sordariomycetes, Glomerellales, Glomerellaceae. The record is from RefSeq and is a predicted model, not a curated record. Gene Ontology annotation, molecular function: hydrolase activity, hydrolyzing O-glycosyl compounds. Gene Ontology annotation, biological process: xylan catabolic process.
AUGGUCUCAUUCACGAACUUCUUCGUCGCUCUCACUGCUGUUGCCGGAGUCUUCGCCAGCCCUACUGCCGAGCUCACUAAACGCCAGUCAACUCCGAGCUCGACAGGCUUCCACAACGGGUACUAUUACUCUUGGUGGACUGACGGUGGUUCUCAAGUCACCUACACCAACGGCGCUGGUGGUUCCUACAGCGUGAACUGGGGCGGUGGCGGAGGCAAUUUUGUAGGUGGCAAGGGCUGGAACCCCGGUGGUCCCAAGACCAUCCAAUAUUCGGGUACCUACAACCCCAACGGAAACAGCUAUCUUGCUGUCUACGGUUGGACCAAGAACCCAUUGAUUGAGUACUACAUCGUUGAAAACUACGGCACCUACAACCCUGCUUCUCAGGCCGAGAGGAAGGGUUCUGUUACCAGCGACGGCGGAACUUACGACAUCUAUGUGAGCACGCGCUACAAUCAACCUAGCAUCGAAGGCACUGCCACCUUCAGACAGUUCUGGUCCAUUCGAACUCAGAAGCGCACCGGGGGUACUGUGACUACUGGCAACCACUUUGCGGCUUGGGCACAGGUCGGCCUCACUCUUGGAACCCAUAACUAUAUGAUUGUGGCCACCGAGGGAUACUUCAGCAGCGGUUCCGCCUCGAUCACAGUCAACAGCCCUCCCUGA